AUGUACAAUAACAGCUCCAGUGGUAGACCAGAGCAGUACUUGGAUGUUCCUUAUAUUAUUUCUGUCCUCACAUCAUGCAUUUGCAUCAUUGGACUUGUUGGGAAUGGAAUUGUCAUCUACCUUCUUGGUUUCCACAUCAAAAGGAGCCCUUUCACGGCGUACAUCCUGAACUUGGCUGUUGCUGACUUUGGGGUCCUUCUCUUUUUGUGUGUGAUUUCUUUUUUAUUACUAACCCAUGUAAGUUGUUUUCCAAAGAUAGUUGAAAUAGCUGUUUCAUGCAUGUAUAAUACUAGCCAAUUUCUGUUGACAGCCAUCAGCAUUCACAGGUGCAUGUCCGUCCUCUUCCCCGUCUGGUAUCGAUGCCACCGGCCAUUGCAUCUGUCCACUGUCAUUUGUGUAGUAAUAUGGGUUGCCUCCUUCCUGAUCUCAGUAAUUCUCGACCCCUUGGGACAUCUUUGGGAAUUUGAGAUAUAUUCCUAUCCGUUCGUUGCAGGUGUCGCUCUUUGCCUCCCUCUUGUCACUGUCUCCACCACAAUUCUCUUGUUCAAAAUCUUCUGUAAAUCACAACAGCCUCGGAGAGGAAGGCUUUUAACCAUCAUCUUCCUCACUCUUCUAUUCUUCCUAAUCUUUGCUUUUCCUCUGAAUGCUAUUUUGACACUAAUUUUUUUUAACUCUUCAAAAUAUGCCUAUCUGAUAAUAUAUGGCUUUGUAUGUGCCUGUCCGAAUAGCUGUGUCAACCCAGUGAUCUAUUUCAUGGUUGGAAGAAAGAAGAGGGGUCAAGGAUGGCAGGGCCUGAAAGCCAUACUCCAAAGAGCUUUUGAGGUGAAGGAAGAGCACAGAGAGGAAUCUUGCACCACAGCUCAAGUGAUCGCUAUGACACCUUCACAAUAG
Heteronotia binoei (common prickly gecko) is the source of this 891-nucleotide messenger RNA. RefSeq names its product mas-related G-protein coupled receptor member H-like. Gene Ontology annotation, biological process: G protein-coupled receptor signaling pathway. The transcript has a single exon. Bases 1 to 891 code for a protein of 296 amino acids. The record is from RefSeq and is a predicted model, not a curated record. Gene Ontology annotation, molecular function: G protein-coupled receptor activity. Gene Ontology annotation, cellular component: membrane. Lineage: Eukaryota; Metazoa; Chordata; Lepidosauria; Squamata; Gekkonidae.